UAUGUUUUUUUUUUUUACAAGUGGUCGCUUUAAGGUAACUCACACUGUAGUGGACUCAAUAGUAAUACUGAUCUGCGUUGAUUGGCAGAUGUAUGCUACAGGCUGAAGUCUCAGCUUUGUCAUCAGAAGGCGGUUUUAGGGAGCGACUGACCUCCCACUCCAAAACGGUAGGCGGCGGUGAAGCACCUCGCAGCGGAAUGCUGUCCGACAACUAGAACAACGACAAGUAGAAGCCAUCAGCUCUCAGGUCAGGUCGGAGUCGGCAAGCGGGAAUUUGAGCUGAAGCCGUCGCCUAGACCACGUGACCAUGUCGCAGAGAAGGAAAGUAUCGCACGGACUGCAGUCCAGCUUCCAGACCAAGACAGCUCAGCGAUCAGAGACGUUGUUGGGUGAUGAUGAGGAUGAAGAGGGAACCCAGCCCAGCUCUUCUCAGGUGCAGAGAGGUCUGGACAGACUCACACCUGCUCAGGUGGACCUUAAGAUGUCGGAGGUGGUGCAGUUCUUUCUGGUGAAAGAUCAGAAGAAGAUGCCCAUACGCAGAGCAGACAUAGUGAAGCAUGUGUUGAAGGAGUACAGGAAUAUCUACCCUGAGAUCAUGAAGAGAGUGGAGCGCACCCUCGAACAGGUGUUUGGUCUGAAGGUGGUGGAGAUGGACACCAAGAACCACGUCUACAUGCUAAUCAACAAACUGGAGACUGUGGAGGGAGCCGCUUUCAGUGUGGGUCCCAGCACUCCAAAGUCAGGCCUCCUCUUCGUCAUCCUCAGCAUCGUCUUCAUGAAGGGAGGAGUGGUCAAGGAGAGCCUGGUGUGGAACACAUUGAAAAAGCUCAGAGUGGAUCCAGGCAGGGAGAAGCACGAGGAGUUUGGAGACGUAAAGAAGAUGGUGACUGACGAGUUUGUCCGCCAGAGGUACCUGGAGUAUGUGCGGGUGCCUCACACCGAGCCUGUGGAGUUCGAGUUCCGCUGGGGUCAGCGUGCCGACAUUGAGGUGUCAAAAGUCAAACUGCUGGAGUUCAUGGGUCAGCUUCAUGACCAGGACCCCAAGAGCUGGAGCCAGCAGUACCGGGAUGCCACCAGCCCCAUGCCCGGCACAAGCAGCCAACGGCAGAGCAGCCAGAGAUGACCCUCCCCUGCAUCCACCCACCAUAUCCAAUAGGAGAGCUGCCACAAAACCAUCCAUCCAAUGGGGGAACUGAAAGAUCUGAGCCCCUCUGUCUGCCUACUUGUCUCCCUGUCUCCCUGUGUUUGUCAGUAGGGGAUGAAACAAAGGUUGCG
This is a messenger RNA of Osmerus eperlanus (European smelt), 1275 nucleotides long. RefSeq names its product necdin-like 2 (gene ndnl2). The coding region runs from base 308 to 1123 and encodes 271 amino acids. Lineage: Eukaryota; Metazoa; Chordata; Actinopteri; Osmeriformes; Osmeridae. The record is from RefSeq and is a predicted model, not a curated record. Gene Ontology annotation, cellular component: nucleus. The transcript has 11 exons.